Messenger RNA from Plutella xylostella (diamondback moth), 4637 nucleotides. It is a transcript of the gene GABA-B-R3, whose product is annotated as gamma-aminobutyric acid type B receptor subunit 3. Gene Ontology annotation, biological process: gamma-aminobutyric acid signaling pathway; G protein-coupled receptor signaling pathway. Gene Ontology annotation, molecular function: G protein-coupled GABA receptor activity. Gene Ontology annotation, cellular component: membrane; G protein-coupled receptor heterodimeric complex. Lineage: Eukaryota; Metazoa; Arthropoda; Insecta; Lepidoptera; Plutellidae. The record is from RefSeq and is a predicted model, not a curated record.
GCGGCCGUGGAGAGCGGACGCGCCCGCCGCGCCCCCUGUCGGUAGUCGACAAAGUUCAGGAAACCCGCGACUUUUCGCAAAUAAUCAAAUAAAUGUAUCCGGUCCCGUAAAUUGAGUGUGCGAUCAACAUGUAAUUUUGCAAGGAUAUUUUGUUGAGUGCACAGUCGGUGGUGGCGGCCUGGCAUGCGGCGCCCUGCCCGCGCCCUGCCCCCCCCGCACCGCUGCCUCCCCCUCUACGGCCCCUUGAAGAUCACCUCAACCCUCCUCGUCCUACUCGUGACUCUAGUACCUGUCUCUCACACCACUCCGAUGACUCCCAACCUGUUAGACCCCUCUAAUAAUACUGAGAACAUUAACGAUGCAGUCAUAAAUAUUAGUAAAGCUAAUACCUCAAAUAUUGAUGUGGUGAAUGUAAGUGAUAGCAGAGAAUACCAAGCAAAACUCAACUGGACAAGAAGAAAAAAUGUAAACAGUGAUGUAGACUUAAGUGUAGUGGAUAUAAGCAAUAUUAGUGAUACAAUUAUUUAUGAUAACGAGCUAGUCAAUCAUUCAGAAGUCAUAUCUAUAAAUAGUACAUUAGAAAAUGCCGUGAAAGAUGCAACUGACAACGGUAACAGUGUAUAUAGUUUAGCACAAAGUAAUGUCCAAUUAGCAGAAACUGAAAGUUCUAUAGAGAAGCUAAAAGUUGAUGAUGAAGACAGAAGUAAAAUUUACUUUGACUUCAGCAGUACAAUUAACAAAAACACAGUUGAAAACGAAAAGAAUAUUGAAUCAACUACGGAUAAUUCAAUAUUCGCCGACGAUAAUGCACUGUUUGCCGAACUAAAUGAUAAGUUUGUAAAUGAAACUGUGUCAUUUGAUGAUAUAGUUCUAUUAAAUGACUCAGUGCAAGACAAUCAUUCCUUUAUGAUCCCUUCAUCUCCUAUUACCAAGUUCGGAGUUACCCCUCUGCAAACAGCGAAGCCGGGUUUUAUGAGAGAACCGCCGCCCCAGUCUCCGCGCACCAUCUCCAUCCUUGGCCUCUUCGAGCUAUCAGUCGGCGCCAGGCCGCGGCCCGACGGCCGCUCGGAGCUGGCGGCGGCGCGCCUCGCCGUCAACCACGUCAACCGCAGGAACCUGCUGCCGGGAUACGUGCUGCAUCUUGUCACUAAUGAUACUAAGUGCGACCCGGGCGUGGGCGUGGACCGUCUGUUCCACGCGCUGUACGCGCCGCGCGCCGCCCGCAUGCUCAUGCUGCUCGGCACUGCCUGCUCUGACGUCACCGAGACCAUCGCCAAGAUAGUGCCGUAUUGGAAUAUUGUGCAGGUCUCAUUCGGGUCCACAUCACCAGCGCUGAGUGACCGCAGUGAGUUCCCCCUGUUCUGCCGCACGGUGGCCCCGGACUCCUCGCACAAUCCUGCGCGGAUCGCCUUCAUCAGACAAUACGGCUGGGACACCGUGACAGCCUUCUCCCAGAACGAGGAGGUGUACUCGCUGGCGGUCAACGAGCUGGUGACGCAGCUGGAGGCCGCCAACAUCUCCUGCGCAGCCUCCAUCACCUUCGCAGAGACCGACUUCAAGCAACAACUGCUGCUUUUGAAGGAGUUGGAUACACGAAUAAUAAUAGGAAGCUUCUCCCAAGAGAUGAUACCGAAAAUAUUUUGUGAGGCGCACCGGCUAGGCAUGUGGGGCGCCCAAUACGCGUGGCUGGUAGCGGGCGCGCCCCCCGCCCCCCGCGCCGCCCCGUGUGCGCGCGCGCAGCUGCAGCAGGCCAUGGAGGGGCUGGUGCUGGUGGACGCGCACCGGGGGAUGGCCAGGGACCAGGUGUCUUAUGCUGGUUUGACAAACGAAAUGUUCAAGCAAGAGAUGUCCACCGCCGGAGUCCCGAUGUCUCCGUACGCCCCUCAGACGUACGACGCGGUGUGGGCCAUCGCCCUCGCGCUGAGCCGCGCUGAGCAGACCUGGAGAGCCUCCGAGAACCAGGGGAAUGAUGGCAGCAAGCUGGGGCUGGGGUACUUUGACUAUAAUAGGAAGGAUAUGGCUGAGGAGUUUCUGAGCCAACUGGGGAAUCUGAGUUUUUUGGGAGUUUCGGGCCCAGUAUCGUUUAAUGGAGCUGACAGGAUCGGGACAUCAGCUUUUUAUCAAAUACAAGGCGGCAGACCAAAAACCGUGGCCCUCUACACUCACGGCCGCGAGAUCCUCUGCUCCGAAUGCUCCAAGGCGCAGUGGGCGGGCGGCGUCCCAGCCGCGCGGCGGGUGCUGGUGCUCCGAGUGGACUCGGUCUGGGCGCCGGCCCGGGUCGCCGUCACCGCGCUGGCUGGCUGUGGCGUGGCGCUGGCGCUGGCGUUCUUGGCGUUUAAUUUGCAUUAUAGUAAGCGGAGAUCGAUCAAGUUAUCGUCCCCGCGGCUCAACAACAUGACUCUCAUUGGGUGUGUCCUGGUUUACACGUCGGUGGCGCUUCUCGGCGUGGAUAACGCUAUUUUGCCGUCCUAUAUACCGUUCUCGGCUAUGUGCACCGGCAGAGUGUACAUACUAUCGGCUGGGUUCUCUCUCGCUUUCGGAUCAAUGUUUGCGAAGACCUAUCGAGUUCAUCGAAUAUUCAUAAGCAACCGCAGCGGAGUAUGCAAGACCAAGCUGCUGCAGGACACUCCCCUCAUCUCCCUCGUGUGUGCGCUGCUCAUCAUUGACGGACUCAUCGUGACUCUGUGGGCUACUACGGACCCCAUGGAGAGGCAGCUGAAGAAUCUGACUGUGGAGAUGAGUCCUGACGACCGUAGCGUCGUUUAUCAGCCGCAGAUCGAAGUCUGCAAAUCGCAAAACACUACAGGAUGGCUGCUAGCCCUAUACGCCUACAAGGCUCUAUUCCUCAUAGUCGGGGUCUACAUGGCUUGGGAGACCAGAAAUGUCAAGAUCUCAGCCUUAAACGACUCCAAAUACAUCGGCAUAAGUGUAUAUUCCGUCGUUAUUACGAGUAUUAGUGUCGUCGUCAUUGGGACAAUCAUUUCUGAAAGAGCUACACUGGCCUACAUCACGAUCACAAGUCUUAUUCUUAUAACAACGACCUCGACUUUAUGUUUGCUGUUCUUGCCGAAGAUUAUCGCUAUUAGGAGUAAAAGUGAAGACGACCCUGUGAUACAAAGCAUGGGUCUCCGACUAGAAUGUAAGACAAGGAGGUUUGUGACAGACGACACACAAGAGCUACACUUCCGGAUAGAGAUCCAGAACAAAGUGUACAAGAGGGAGGUAGCAGCGUUAGACAAGGAGAUCGGGAGACUGGAGAAAUUACUAUUGGAACCACUGGAGUCGACCAGCAGUUCAAACGCAUCUAUUUCAUUGCAUAGGCGGACGGAGCUAAACACCGUGGAAGAGGAAGGCCGUGCCCAAUCUGACAAGGCGAGGACACCGAGUAUAACAGGAGGUCUACCGAUGCUCCUGCUGUCAGUCCUGCCCCCCGUCAUACCUCGCGCCAGCUGGCCAUCCACCAACGCCUUCGGAGGCCGCAACUCCAUCAGCUUUAGUUCUCAACCCAAACUUGACCAGCGGAAAUCACAGCCAGCAAUCGACUUCUACAAUCUCUGCCUCAAUAAAAGAGAAGAGAACCCUGGUCUGCUCAAACGAAUCAAGAGCUUCUUCGGAACCAGCAGACCAUCGAGCAGAAAAGCCUCGACCAUGUCCAUAGCAGACCCGACUGGGCAAAGCAUUGCGGCGGCACUAAAGAUGCAUGUUGGGAUGAUAGCUGGUCUGGUCCCCGGAAACAGGAAGCAUUCAAUGGUCCUCUCUUGCAACACGCUAAACGUUCCCAACCCAGAAUGGAAGCUCAGAAGAGAGUCCUACGCCAGGAGCGGACCCAUCAUUCGGAUAACAGACGAUGAGCCGACAUGUUCCAGAUACGACACGGACAGGAGAGUGUCAUCAGGGACGCAGAAGUAUGUCGCCGAACCGGAGACGAAAGUGAAUUUUGUGCUCCCAGCUAGUCAUAAGUCGGUAUCGCAUCAGAAUUCAUGUGAGAGGUUUAAAGGUUCACCAAGAUUUCCCCAUAGGAUAUCUCCUUCAGGUAGCUCCAUGGGUUUGGAAGCGAGGAGAAAGACAAGUGCCGAUUGCGUCUUCAGCGUGUCAGCCAGGGUCCAUGAUGAGCAGAGGAGGUAUAGUCACCAGAAUGUCAGCAAUAGUGAGAGCAAAGGCAAAGAUAUUUUGGAAAGCAGAUGGAAAUCUACUGAAGAUGCCAGGCCUGGGCCUUCUGGGACUACGGAAUAGAAAAGUAUUAUUUACUUUUAGUAUAAAAAUACAACUUUUCAGUAUUACUAAACGUAUACAUAAGGUAUUUGGAAAUUUUGAGUGCUCCAAGGAAUUAAUUAGCAAUAAUGAGAAUUGAAAACUAUACGGAGUGCCAAUUUUUUGAGCUUCAUAUCUUUACGUUACUAUACAUUUUGUAGAUAUUUUUAUGGAGAUUUUAAAUGUGAAAGAUAUUCUAUUUAGAUUUUAGUACAUAGGCCUUUAUAAAAUAAAAAAUAUUAGUGAACUUAUAUCAUAGGCUACGAUAUAAUUAUGGUUAUUAUGAUGAUGUGUGUAACUUAAGUUAACUGCUCAAGAUUUUGUUACAAAAAACUUACCUAACUGUUAUCAGUGUAUGUUUAAAUGUCUAUGUUUUAAAUAAUAUU